AUGCCAGGAACAGCUCAACUAAAAGGAGAAAAUAUAAAUAUCGCUUGGUCGCCGGAUGCGCGCACAAUUGCUGUCGGCAACAAAGCAGACUUGGUACGUUGAUGAUUUUGCGUCAGCGUUAUUCACGACACUUAGUUGACGACGACUUUACUCAUCUAAGACGGAGUUAUUCCUGAUUGUACAUGUAUUGCAGGUUCUAGAGAGUUGUAGACAUCGAAUGCCUAUGGUUAUAUUCGUGUUAAUUGAACUUCGCAAGGUUCUCCAGUCUUUAUUUCCCUUUUCUUUGCAACUUUUUCACAUUGUGACAAAAGUGUUGAUCCUGUGGUCAAGCCUCCAAAGACAUGUUGUCCUUAUCCGUAACCAUAUCAGACCUUUGUACUAAGCCACGUCAAGUAGUUUAACUUAUGACAGUUAUUCAUUUGGAUCACUUCGUAUUUUCCACUCUCUUUAUUAACACUCCAAGUAGUGCACGUUUGAGGGCUUUUAACCAAUUCUUUAUUUUCCCAGAUUACAUGGCUCGAUGUUCGUUCUGGACUGUCACAAAUCCAGUCAGAACAAUUUAAUUUUGAAAUCAAUGAGUUCGCGUGGAAGCCGUCCGGAGAUGUUUUCUUGUUGGCUACAGGCCUAGACAGCAUCUUGGUUUACAGGUACUGCCUUUUUACCCGUUUUAGAAAAAAAAAACCAGGAGUUAUUUAUCACUCCUACUCGAUUAUGCAGUUAACCUGACGUGGUUUAAAAAAAACCGUGAAAGCAGUUCUUUUGUCUGGUUGACGUUUAGUGAUUGCAACGACAGGCGAUCGAUAACCCUGCAAAAGGCGGGUAAAUCCUGACAAAUUAUAAGGUGGCUGCUGGAACACAAAGUAUUAUGGCUUGGUCGUAUACGUUUCAUCGUCCGCGCUGCAAUAGGGAUAAAACGACUGUUAGAAUUUUUAUUUACCAACAGUCCUCAUUUUUCCCUGCAUAUAUCUACUUGAUGCUGUGAGAAUUAAUUGGAACAUUUUCCCACUGUGACACUACCAAACUUGCAUGACUACCGAACUGUGGAUGAUGACUCUGUCUUUAAAUCUACUUUUCAAUUGGGAAACAGGGCCGGUCGCCCUCAGUACCACGACAUGUCUGUUAUUUUCAUAUGCUGUUAGAGUGUUCGCGACUAAGGGGAGAAAAAGACCAGGCCGAGGCUCGAUCUGGCUGUUUUAGUUCACUUAUGAUCUUUGACAGUCGACAGCACCGUGUUUUAUAUCUUUUUUCGACAGCCUUGCACAAUCUUACGGAUACGCUGGCAGCUUUGCAUUACCUCUCGUGUUCUAUGCCGUUUUCUGCAAUACUAGUUCGUGUCCAGUUGAUGGUUCAAUGCCGACCGACCGUCCGACCGACAUUGGCUUUCCUGGCUUCGAAUUACAACGACUUACACAUUGCCUGUUUUUCGGGUGAAGCAGGUCUCCAGUCAUUUAGUUUAUCCGUCAACACAGCAAUUAAUUUAAUCGUUGUCGUAAACAGCAGCGAAGUACUCAUUAUUUAAGAGGGUUUAUUAAUGAAAAUGGGUGUUUUUACCCGGUGUCCCAAACUCCUUUUGAUUUCGGGACGUUUAUACUUACGUCGUGCAGUUUCCAUGUUCUCAGUGUACUAACCCUCGAAGUUAUGUUGCCGUCGCAUAUGCGUCCCAGCAGUCAUUGAUCUAACGUUUGCUUUAUACUCAAGAUCUGACAGAUCUUUAUUUUGGCGGACAUUGCAAAGAUACGCUUCCUGCGACUCCGUUCACAAAUUGGGAUGUCCGCAGCCUUCUUAGCCUUUAAGAUUUUCGAGGACAGCUGAAGUGCCAGUUGUAGAGCUUCCUGGCGUGUCGAUUAUCGGCGCAUUGACAAGCAAAAUUGCAUUUCCUCCACUUUGUGCAGCAUGGAUUGUUUCGGCUUCUCAGGUUACGUUGACACUCUUUGGCACUGACUGUAAGCCCUUGCCUUUGAAACCGGAUAACUUAUCGAGGUCUCUAUUAACUGCCUCUUUACAGCUUGAAGGCAUACAGUUGAGAGUGUUUCGAAAGUGUUCGGUCUAAACUUUUUUCUCAAUGAUCUAUCAAACAACCGCUGAAUGUGUUGUUGUAGACUUCUUUCAUGGCCACGAUGAAGUUCGCCGCUUCACUCCAGUCAACAUCUUUUGGAUUUCUUUGAGUUUCUGACGCGUCUAGAGGUUUAUGAUGUUUCUCAUUCCCUAUCUUCUCUAUCGCCAAACGCCUGGCGAACUUGGCUUUGCUCAUUUGUUAUGUGAAUGUCGCUAGUCAGGCGGGUUUUAAAUCUUGUCCGUGUAGGAACAUUCCUUGUGUCGCCAAAUAGGCCUAAAAAUUUCCAGACGUAAUCAAAGUCGCGAAAGGCAUUGCACUUUUUAGUAUUUCACUCUUGCUUAGCUGGGAAGCACUGCACUUUCCGGAUUCUGCUUAGCUGAUUUAUAUACUGCCUUCCUGAAAACUGUCUUCUUGUUUGAACUUACAGUUUUAUCAAAUAAAGAGGGGUGUUUCGCUGGGUCGCAGAUCGCUUUCGUAGCGGACACACCACAUAUGUUUGCUCUUCCUAGCGUGAUUGACCUGUUCACCUUCGGUACAGAGUCGUGAAUGAGUAAAUGCGCCCUCGCAGCUUGCCCUUUAUGUCCUUGGUUGCCUAGGGUUGGCCAAUCGGGGAGUCAGCUUCCGCAUGUCUCUCCUCAUGCCGAUGCAGAAGUAUCCGGACUUUCGCUCCUUCCCCGAGACUUCUGGUGACUGUGGUCUUUCCUUUUGAUGGAUCGCCUGUCUUGUGAUUUGUGUACGCUGUUUCAUUAAAAGCACCCCGUUCCUCGGUUUCUGAUGGGACGUGACAGGACUAGAACAGUAGCUGUACUCUACGACCUCUAGCGGGUCCUACCAACCCAUACACUCUGCCUGAAUCUCAGACGGAGCUCUCAGCUGCCGCUGUUAGACCCCCUGUUUUUUUAUAAUUUCAAUACUCACCUGGUAUUUUCUGCAUAUUUCUCUUUUCUGCUUAAUAAAUUCUUACAAAUCCUUCCAGUGGAAAGCCUGGUGAAAUGCGACGAGAGAUGAGUAUUCAGGCUCAUCCAGUCAAUGCUAUGUGCCUUCAGUUCUCUCCCUCUGGGAGUUACUUCGCCGUUGGCAGUGCAGACGCCCUCGUCUCCAUCUGGGAUGCUGACGAGUUCGUGUGCUUAAGAACCUUGGCUAGGUGAGUUAAGAUGCGUAUGUCGUAUCCUUUCUUCUUUUAUUUGCAGUUAUCAAACACCCUUGGGUCACGGUUUUUUACUUCUACCACUCCACCUAGCACGCACCUAUAAUAACCUACCUAAUUUAGUGUCCUGGGUUAGGCGGGAUCACCGAGAAAGAACAUUCCGCCCGAUCCCAUUUUAAAUCGUCACAGCUCAGGCUCAGCGCCUUCGGGCCGGCAGCCGCGCAGGCGGCCAGGACCAGCCAGCGGAAAAGGCUGGCUUAUGUGCCGGCUAGAUUCGUUCAGUAACACACAGUUUGCCCGGGAAUGCUUUAGAACUGUAGGGAUUUCCUUGAUUUCUUAGGGUUGUCUCAGUAUUUGAUAAGUUACGGCCAGAAAAUGACGGUUCCAGCCCUCACUCUGCAUCCCAUUUGCGCUUUCUCGUCUUUCAUCCCAGGCUGGAGUGGCCGGUGCGUGCUCUAGGAUUCUCGCAUGACAGUCAACUCAUUGCUUCCGCCAGCGAGGAUCACUUCAUCGAUAUUGGAUGCGUAGAGACAGGUAGUUCUUCUUCUGUCAACCUAUUGCCGUUUGCCUUUCCUAACGGAAAUAUUUUGCAACUUCGCUGAUUAGCAGACAGUCAGUAGGCCACAACUGAACUGAUUCGCAUCCACAAGCCCAGUGAACAUUGAACUAUGUGGAAACAUUAAUAGCCACGUUCCUACCAGCUCCAACACCAGACGCCCAAACUUGUGGGUUUCUCUUGUUUUCUGCAUAACUCAGUCCUCCCAAGACGGAGAGUCAGGCUGUAAUGGAUUUUUUUUAAUAUGGCCUUUUUGGCGGUCUUACGAACGUGAAAUUUGAGUCGUCCUUUCCUAUAUCUGUGAAAACGUGAUUUGCCAGAGAACGGGUACAAAAAGGGAUAUUUUUGUUUAUAUUGACCCAACUGUGAAAAACUGGACGCCUCGGUGGGAUUCGAACCCACGCAGUAAGGAGAAGGCUUUAGUACAGCCAACGCUCUAACCACUUGAGCUAUGAGGCCCCGCCGGACGACUCGAGUUUAAUCACAUUUGGGUCAAGUUACCCGUCCAGCCUACUGCAACGUCUGGAAUCCACCAAAUCCGAUACAGUAAGUUGACUGCCCAAGCAGGAUUUCCUAAGUAAUUCACCUAGAAUCCGCCAGAUGACUACCGGGCUCACGUAAUUCAUAGAUGUUUUGGCAGAUUUUGAAUAAUUCAUAUUGACCCAACUGUGGAAAAUUGCGUGGGUUCGAAUGCUACCGAGGCGCCGAGUUUUUCACAGUUGGGUCAAUAUGAAUUAUUCAAAAUCUGCCAAAACAUCUAUGGAUAUUUUUGCGUUUGCUUUCCACAAAAUAUGCUGGGAUACAUACAAGAUCGUUGAAGAAGGUGCAUACCACAUAGGCAGUCAUUUUUUACAGUGUGAUGCUUGCAUACGGCGAAAAGAAGCGUGUUCAAAAGCCGGUACGCUGGUGUUACUGAAAUAUUUUCGGAUUAUGCUUCACGAUGCUCAAUAUUACAAUCACACGUGAGUAGCCCUUUUUAGUUGGUUAGUGUUUCACUGAGGGCUUGUACCCACAGACAUCAGCCUUCGGGCCUUUUCCCCAUACUGAUCUUGCCCGAAUAAUAAGGUUUCUCCAAAUCACAGGAAGUCAAUACCUGCCUUUCAUCGUCCCCGUUUCACACGAAAUGUCCAUCUUGUAAUCUUGUUUUAUUUGCUACUAACUGUUUAUCAGUAAGCAGACAUUUCUCGGAUCACGCUUUCCUUGUUUCUGCAUCGUUACUCGUCGUUCUUUGUUCAUUGCUCUCUGUUGUCGUUCGCUUUUAAAUCGACCAUCACGCGCUGAUGUUAUUCACUCGACUGCUUGUUCAGUCAUCUCGAGUGUAUGUCUCCUUUUUAAUUUAUACCCCGCCUUGUUAACUCUAUCGUGCUCGGCUAAUCUUACAGCUUAUUACAGAAGCACAAAGAAUAUCAGAGUUACUGCGACUUUCUUCUGAUAUAGCCUUUGACUCGGGUGUGUAUAUUCUGGCGAAUAAACUAGCACUGGAUCGAGAAAAUCCAAAGAAUUUUAACUCCCCCACCGAUAAGGACAGUGUACUUUUUGUGGUUCCGUUGAGCCCUGUCGUUCGGUGAAGAUCCGGGCUGGCCGGAGCAAGUAUGACUUUUUCUUCCUCCCCUCUCUUGCCAUGUACAGGUGAACAGGUCUACCGACUGGGCACACAGUCUGCGGCCACAUUCGUGCUGGCCUGGCACCCGCGUUGCCACCUGCUCACCUACUCUAGUGAGGCCAAGUACGAACGCGAUCAGGGCAUCAUUCGCCUCUUUGGACUGCCCCUGUCAUCCGAUGGCGGGGAUCGGAAGCCGGCACUAAUUAGCGAACACCCUGCCUGA
Molecule: messenger RNA, 5585 nt
Organism: Spirometra erinaceieuropaei
Lineage: Eukaryota; Metazoa; Platyhelminthes; Cestoda; Diphyllobothriidea; Diphyllobothriidae
Source: the annotation of a GenBank genome assembly